Molecule: messenger RNA, 1191 nt
Organism: Pseudophryne corroboree (corroboree frog)
Lineage: Eukaryota; Metazoa; Chordata; Amphibia; Anura; Myobatrachidae
Product: glyoxylate reductase/hydroxypyruvate reductase-like
Exons: 9
Coding region: 34-1107 (357 amino acids)
Cellular component (GO): cytosol
Molecular function (GO): glyoxylate reductase (NADPH) activity; NAD binding; hydroxypyruvate reductase [NAD(P)H] activity
Source: RefSeq, a predicted model, not a curated record
CUCUAGACUUGUGCUAAUAUCAUCCUGCGUGCGAUGUGGACUUCUCAUUCUUUGCAAGUUCUGCUCAGGACUACAGUUGCACACCUUCACACCUGCUGCAGAUCACAAGCAAUGAAGGCUGCAGGAAAACACUUACCAAAAAUAUAUGUCACAAGAAGCAUUCCACCAGAAGGUAUUAAAAUUCUCCAGCAAUCUGGAAGUUGUGACAUUGAGCAGUGGGAUUCUGAUGAUCCUGUACCACGUUCUGAGCUUCUCAAGAAGGUUGCUGGAAUUCAGGGAUUGUACUGUCUCCUGACAGAGAGCAUUGACAAGGAGUUGUUAGAUGCUGCAGGUCCGAGCCUGAAAGUAAUCAGCACGAUGUCUGUGGGAUAUGACCAUUUAUCACUUGAGGAAAUUAAAAAACGAAGCAUCCGAGUAGGAUUUACACCUGACGUUUUAACAGAAGCUGUGGCUGAGCUCACAGUGGCGCUGUUAUUGGCAACAUCUCGCCGACUUAUUGAGGCUGUGGAUGAAGCAAGAAGUGGUGGAUGGGGCACAUGGAAACCUCUUUGGAUGUGCGGAAGAGGACUCAGCGGUAGUACUGUUGGAAUCCUUGGCUUGGGACGGAUAGGUGAAGCCAUAGUCAACCGUUUGAAACCAUUUGGUGUCAAAAAAUUCCUGUACAAUGAUGUUGCACCAAGACAUGAUUUAGCAGCAAAGAUUUCAACUGAAUUUGUGUCCUUGUUGGAGCUGGCCAAGCAAUGUGACUUCCUUCUAGUGUGCUGUGCACUAACACCUGAAACACAGGGUAUCUGCAACAAACUGCUCUUCUCCAACAUGAAAAACAGUGCUGUGUUCAUUAAUACCAGCAGAGGUGCGGUGGUAAACCAGGAAGACCUCUUCCAGGCCCUUGUAACUAAACAGAUUGCAGCUGCCGGUCUUGAUGUAACAGUUCCAGAACCACUUCCUACAGAUCAUCCCCUUUUCAAACUGAAAAACUGUGUCAUUCUUCCUCACAUUGCCAGUGCUACUGUUGAAACUCGGAAUGCUAUGGCUGCCCUUGCAGCAAAUAAUCUGUUGGCGGGAUUGAAAGGACAUCCAAUGCCCAAAGAAGUGCCACUGAGCUAGUAUGGAAACCAACAAUGGGCUCUUCAUCCACUAAAUCCAGCUGCAGAGCACUGUGCAAACUGAAAUACAGAAAUUACUUUUGUA